Messenger RNA from Phodopus roborovskii (desert hamster), 2799 nucleotides. It is a transcript of the gene Six5, whose product is annotated as SIX homeobox 5. Lineage: Eukaryota; Metazoa; Chordata; Mammalia; Rodentia; Cricetidae. The transcript is spliced from 3 exons. Gene Ontology annotation, biological process: regulation of transcription by RNA polymerase II. The record is from RefSeq and is a predicted model, not a curated record. Gene Ontology annotation, molecular function: RNA polymerase II cis-regulatory region sequence-specific DNA binding; DNA-binding transcription factor activity, RNA polymerase II-specific. Gene Ontology annotation, cellular component: transcription regulator complex; nucleus. The coding region runs from base 21 to 2180 and encodes 719 amino acids.
ACUUCCCAAAGUUGCCAAACAUGGCUACCUCGCCUGCCGAGCCGAGCGCGGGGCCGGCGGCCGGGGGGGAGGCGGCGGCGGCGGCGGCCGAGGAGGAGGAGGAGGAGGAGGCGCGCCAGCUCCUGCAGACCCUGCAGGCGGCCGAGGGGGAGGCGGCGGCGGCGGCCGGGGCGGGGGAGGCGGCGGCGGCCUCGGCGUCCCCGAGCGGCCCGGGCUCGCCCCCCGACACCGCGGCCGAGGCGCCCGCCGGCCUCCGCUUCUCGCCCGAGCAGGUGGCGUGCGUGUGCGAGGCGCUGCUGCAAGCUGGCCACGCCGGCCGCUUGAGCCGCUUCCUGGGCGCGCUGCCCCCGGCCGAGCGCCUACGUGGCAGCGAUCCGGUGCUGCGCGCGAGGGCCCUGGUGGCCUUCCAGCGGGGAGAGUACGCCGAGCUCUACCGGCUCCUCGAGAGCCGCCCUUUCCCCGCCGCCCACCACGCCUUCCUGCAGGACCUCUACCUGCGUGCGCGCUACCACGAGGCCGAGCGGGCCCGCGGCCGAGCGCUGGGCGCCGUGGACAAAUACCGGCUGCGCAAAAAGUUCCCUCUGCCCAAGACCAUCUGGGACGGCGAGGAGACCGUGUACUGCUUCAAGGAGCGCUCGCGCGCGGCGCUCAAGGCCUGCUACCGCGGCAACCGCUACCCCACGCCGGACGAGAAGCGCCGCCUGGCCACGCUCACCGGCCUCUCGCUCACACAGGUCAGCAACUGGUUCAAGAACCGGCGACAGCGCGACCGGACGGGGGCCGGCGGCGGCGGAGUGCCCUGCAAAAGCGAGUCGGAUGGGAACCCCACUACUGAAGACGAGUCCAGCCGAAGUCCGGAGGACCUGGAGAGGGGUGUGGCCCCCGUGGCUGCCGAGGCCCCCACCCAGAGUUCUAUCUUCCUAGCGGGGGCCACCCCUCCUGCGACGUGCCCCGCCUCCCCCUCCAUCCUGGUGAACGGGAGCUUCCUGGCAGCCAGCAGUCCCCCUGCAGUGCUCCUCAACGGCAGCCCCGUCAUCAUCAAUAGCUUGGCGCUAGGGGAGGCCUCCAGCCUGGGGCCCCUGCUGCUCACCGGAGGAGGGGGUGCUCCUCCACCACAGCCCGGCCCCCAGGGGACCGGUGAGGCCAAGACGUCCCUGGUCCUGGACCCUCAGACGGGGGAGGUCCGGCUGGAGGAGACUCCACCCGAGGCUCCGGAGCCCAAAGGGGCUCAGGGGGCUGUGGCUGGGGCAGCUGGAGAGGAAGCCCCAGGGACCCUGCCGCAGGUAGUCCCCGGCCCCCCGCCUGCCUCCACCUUCUCCCUGGCCCCGGGCGCCCUGCCCUCUGUGGCUGCGCCUCAGGUCGUGCCGCUCUCCCCGUCUUCUGGGUACCCAACGGGCCUGAGCCCCACCUCCCCGCUGCUGAACUUGCCCCAGGUGGUGCCCACCUCCCAGGUGGUGACCCUGCCUCAGGCUGUGGGGCCACUCCAGCUGUUGGCAGCUGGGCCAGGCAGCCCUGUGAAGGUGGCAGCUACAGCGGGGCCUGCCAAUGUGCACCUGAUAAACUCCGGGGUAGGCGUGACAGCGCUGCAGCUUCCCGCGGCCACCACCCCAGGGAACUUCCUCCUGGCCAACCCUGUGUCCGGCAGCCCCAUUGUCACUGGGGUAGCUGUGCAGCAGGGCAAGAUCAUCCUCACUGCUACCUUUCCCACCAGCGUGCUGGUCCCCCAGGUCCUGCCACCUGCCCCCAGCCUGGCCCUGCCCCUGAAGCAAGAGCCAGCCAUCACGGUGCCCGAAGGGGCCCUCCCGGUGGCCCCUAGCCCCGCCCUCCCCGAGGGUCACACUCAGCCCCUGCCACUGGCCCCUGCUGUCCCCUCUGCCGCCAGCCUGCCUUUCUCCCCGGACUCUGGCCUGCUGCCCAGCUUCCCCACACCCCUGCCUGAGGCUCUGAUGCUGUCACCUGCAGCUGUGCCAGUCUGGCCAGCAGGGCUGGAACUGAGCACAGGGGUAGAAGGGCUGGGGGCACAGGCCACCCACACUGUGCUCAGACUGCCAGACCCCGACACCCAGGGGCUGCUCCUGGGGGCCCCAGCAGGCCCUGAGGUUGAUGAGGGGCUAGAGGCCGAGGCCAAGGUCCUGACGCAGCUGCAGUCGGUGCCUGUGGAGGAGCCCUUGGAACUGUGACUGCCCGGGCUCAUCCCCUCUCCUGACAGUGGUGCUCAAGGUGCUAGGACAGAAGGGGGCACCCUCAGAAGCCGGGCAGCAGCCUGCAGCUCCCGCACUACAGCCCUCAACCCUGAAGGAGCUGCAAGCCCCGAGAAGUCAGAGGAGCCGCCCCGGUCAGGGCGCGUCCUUUCCCCGAGGGAAGUCUCCUGCUACGGUCCUUUCUGCGCUCCACCUGCCCAGUGCAGGGGCACUAGGGGCCCUGACUCGGGCUUUGCCCUCUGCCUGGUACUAGUUGAGGAAGGCCUUGCCAAGUGGCUGAUUUCCAGCCAGUACCCUCACCAUAACACUAUUAAUAGGUCCACUGAUGCCCAGUGUUCCCAGAACUGCCUGAAUCCCAGGGAUGGGAGGCCAGAGUGUGGCCCAGAGAGCCCUUCCUGGUGAGGAGGGUUUGAUGGGUGCUCAGGGCCCUUCCCCUACUUGCCUGGACUUGAGCCCCAGGAUCCAGCCCCAGACCAAAGAUCUCCCUGUCCCCUGGGGGCAAUUCUGGCCCCUUUGUCUAGUUUGUAUCGUAAAUCUUUAUUUUUCUAGGACAUGUUAUGCCUCCAUUUUGAUUAAAGUCAAGUUAACAGACAACAGA